UUUUUACGUGAGAAGUCAUUUUGUUCGAUAUACUUGGUGUAAAUACCUAUUCGUUUGCGUUACCAUGCACCUUUGAUGGGACAUUUACCACAAAUAAAACUAUAAACAAUAAAAGCAAGUAGAAACACACGAAAUUCCGAUUCACAAUUUACACUACAACGUCAUCAACCUUUCGCAAAAAAGGCAAAAACACGAACUCUGGCGGUCUCCAUGAAGUUGCCACAACAAUUGCGCGUGAAUGUGUUUGAUUAGUGUAUGUACAAUAUACGUGUUGUAUAGGAACAGCUGUUCAGUGUUAUGGUACUUAAAAUCAGAGUACUGUGCUUAAUUAAAAUAACGGUGUUUCCUUUAUUGCAGGUCGUUUAUAAAGAAUGUCCUGUAAAAACGCGUGUGGCUUUAUUUUAAAGUUACCACGGAGAUUUCUUACAUAUCGCAAUGUAGCUGCUAUUACGCAACGUAAACCCUUCAGCACAGACCAAAGUGACAUAAAUCUUAUCGAUCUGCGGCAGUUUCCUCCAGAAAAAAUCCGAAAUUUUGGAAUAAUAGCACAUGUAGACCACGGAAAAAGCACUCUGGCGGACCGGUUAUUAGAAUUUACAGGCACUAUUAAAGAAUCGCUGGAAAAUAAGCAAGUUUUGGACAAAUUACAAGUGGAAAGAGAAAGAGGUAUUACGGUUAAGGCCCAGUCGGCUUCAAUUGUUUAUAAAUGUGACGGAAAAGAGUAUUUAUUAAACCUUAUAGAUACACCAGGGCAUGUAGAUUUUAGUUAUGAAGUCUCAAGGUCUCUUUCUGCAUGUCAGGGUGUUAUUUUGCUUGUUGAUGCCACACAAGGUGUACAAGCACAAACAUUAGCUAAUUAUCUACUUUCCAUGGAACAUGGGUUACCAGUUAUUCCAGUGAUUAAUAAAAUUGAUAUGCCAAGAGCAAACAUUGCCAAAGUUGAAAAAGAAAUGCUAAAUUUACUGGACGUACAUACUUCUGAAAUUAUUCAUAUUUCUGCAAAAUUGGGCCAAAAUAUUGACCAAGUUUUAGAAGCUAUUGUAAAGCAAUUGCCUUCACCAAAUCUGGAUUGUAAGUCAAGUUAUAAUUCGUCAUCUUUACUAAAAGCGCUACUUUUUGACUCUACUUAUGAAAAAUUUCGUGGGGUCAUAGCAAAUGUUGCAAUUCUGGACGGUACUAUGAAAAAAGGGGAUAUAAUUAGUUCAGUGUACUUACAGCAAAAAGAUGGCAAUUCAAAGUCAGCAUAUGAGGUCAAAGAAGUAGGUAUACUGCGGCCAGAACAUGUUUCUACUGAUGUACUAUACGCUGGGCAGGUGGGGUAUAUUGUAUGUGGUAUGAAGACAGUUGCAGAUGCUCAAAUUGGUGACACGCUGUACCACCAUAAGCACCCUGUGCAAGGGUUGCCAAAGUUCAAAAAAGCUAGGCCUGUCGUUUUUGGAGAAAUGUUUCCUUUGGACCAAUCGCAGUUUAAAAAUUUAGACGCCGCAUUGAAUAGAUUAAUGCUUAAUGAUAGAAGUGUUACAAAACUGAACAGUAAAAGUUUUUUGCUGGGAUCUGGUUUUAGGAUUGGGUUUUUAGGUCUUCUUCAUAUGGAUGUAUUUUGCCAAAGAUUGGAACAGGAAUUUGGCACUAAUGUUGUAAUGACUAGCCCAACUGUUCCCUACAAAGCUAUACUGAAUCCAAAUAAACGACUGCAAAUUAAAGAAGAAAAAGAAAUUACUAUUACCACACCUGAGGACUACCCAAGCCAAAAUUUGGUGAAGGAUUUUUUACAGCCUAUGAUAAUAGGUACGGUAAUAACUCCUUUACAAUACAGUCAAGAUAUAAUGGAGUUAUGUACAGCGAAAAAUGGUACAGCUGUUGGGAAUAGUUAUAUUAGCGAAACUAGUUUGAUGCUACAGUAUAGGCUCCCACUUGAUGAAAUUGUAGUCGAUUUUUAUGAUAAACUUAAAUCGCUGUCAUCUGGGUAUGCAAGUUUUGACUAUGAAGAUGAUGGUUAUGAGUCUGUUAACUUAUCUAAAGUAGAUAUCCUUUUAAAUGGUGAAAUUGUACAAGAACUGUCAAAAAUUUGCACCCUAGAAAAAUCGAGAAAAAUUGGUGCCAAAACCUGUGCAAAAUUAAAAGACCUAAUUCCAAGACAGCCUUUUCCAGUUUCUAUACAAGCAGUUAUUGGGAAAUCUGUAAUAGCUAGACAAACGCUGCCGGCAGCAAAAAAAGACGUUCUUGCUAAAACUGGAGGUGGCGAUUAUACGCGAAAAUUAAAACUCUUAAGAAGAGAAGCUGAUUUACAAAAGCAUUUAAGGGCGAUAGGGAAAAUUAAAGUCCCCAAAAAUCUUUUUAUAAAAAUGAUGAAAGAAUGAACCUAAAACUGUUUGUUUAAUUCAAAUACUUUUUCUAAAAAAUUAUAAGUUUCAGGUAAUUUUAUAGCCUAGUUAUAUAAUUCAUUUUUUAUUUGCCAAUGUAUAUCUAUGCAUUUAUUUUAUAGGCAAUGUUACAAUUUAAAACUCAACAGUGAGCAUGUGGUAUAUAAAUGCAUUGUUAAAAAUAGAAUAUUACUUAUUCUGCUAAAUGAUAAAUAUAAUAAUUUAAAAUCUAGAUUGACAUUUCUACUUAAUUUUCUUUUUCGUUUUGCCUUGAAAAACUUCAUUAGAGAGUUGGCUUAUACAGUCAUAUAAAAUAUUCAUUCAUUUGUGCCUGUUUAAAUAAAUAAUUAAUACUUUUAAAGCAGUAAGUCUGCUAUUUUCCUCAAUAUUUUACAUGCGGUAGUCUGCUACUGUUAAAACAAUUGCAAAAUAAUUUGCCUUUAUUGUUAAUGUUAUUCAUUCUUCAUAGUUUUAAACUUAGGCAUAGCAAAAAAAUGAAAAGCAAUGUUUCAACCCUUUAUUUCCGGUCCCAGA
This is a messenger RNA of Ciona intestinalis (vase tunicate), 2897 nucleotides long. Its product is annotated as translation factor Guf1, mitochondrial-like. Gene Ontology annotation, cellular component: mitochondrion. Gene Ontology annotation, biological process: positive regulation of translation. Lineage: Eukaryota; Metazoa; Chordata; Ascidiacea; Phlebobranchia; Cionidae. The record is from RefSeq and is a predicted model, not a curated record. Gene Ontology annotation, molecular function: GTP binding; GTPase activity; mitochondrial ribosome binding.